Rhodotorula toruloides NP11 is the source of this 3654-nucleotide messenger RNA. Its product is annotated as P-TEFb-associated cyclin-dependent protein kinase Cdk9. Bases 1 to 3654 code for a protein of 1217 amino acids. The transcript is spliced from 9 exons. Gene Ontology annotation, biological process: protein phosphorylation. The record is from RefSeq and is a predicted model, not a curated record. NCBI's taxonomy places the organism in Eukaryota, Fungi, Basidiomycota, Microbotryomycetes, Sporidiobolales, Sporidiobolaceae. Gene Ontology annotation, cellular component: nucleus. Gene Ontology annotation, molecular function: cyclin-dependent protein serine/threonine kinase activity; ATP binding.
AUGGCUGAUCCUGAUCCACCGCCCGCCGCGCCUCGCUCGACCAGCGCCUCCUCAUCAGCACCCUCCUCGGCGGGAGGAGAGGCAGCAGGACCGGCGCUGUUGAGUAUCCGUGGGGCGGCAUCUGCGUCUGCGUCUGGCUCGACGGGCGAAUCGCCUCUUCCCCCUCCCACUCCUCCUCCUCCUCCUCCUCCUGCCGCCUCAUCAACCUCCACCGCCCAACCCACCACGACCACGACCACAGCGGCCAGCACCAAGCCCGUCCCAGCCCAGAAACGACCGCGGUUCUCAAUCGCUCUCGCGGCUGCCGCAUCCGCUGCCGCUGCCUCUGCCUCUUCGACCGCCUCGCCCAAGUCGCCUGCCAAGUCUCGCGUCCCAUCCGGCGGGUCGAAGAACGUGUUUGCGAUGACAGGCAAGGGGAAGGAGAAGGAGAAGGAGCGAAAAGAGGUGGGAGAGGUGGAUGAGGAGGAUAUCAAGGCGUUGGAGGAGUUGAGGCGUUCUACGGGCCUUGUUGGGGCGGGUUCCGGACGCUCUGCGAGUCCGACCACGACGACGAGGGGUCCGUUGUUACCGCCUAAACCUGUCUUUGGAACUUCUCCCCCUCCCCCUCCACCCACGACGACGACGACCAACCCGCCCGCCGCAAACGAAGGGGACUUGAUCCGCCGGCGCGUGAGCGAGGGGAACUCGUAUUCGGAGAAAAUGAUGCGGAGGGAUCGGGAACGGAGUGUUAGUCAGAGUCAGAGUGGGGGACGAGGGGAGGGGGAAGAAGGCGAGGAGCGGGAGAGGGAGAGGGAGGGAUGGAGGAGGAUGGAUGAGAGGCCUAGGUCUCCGCCUCAUGGCUCGUCGUCGUCGUAUGCGAACGGACACGGACACGGACACGGACAUGGGUACGGGAACGGGAACGGCUAUGGACGCGGCGGCGAGAGGGAGAGGGACAGGAGGGACAGCUACGCCAGUCCUUCGAGGUCUGCGCGGUACGACUCGCCGCGCGAACACCGGCCGAUGGCGGAUUACGAUCGUCAGUCGCAGUGGGCGUCGUACGACCCGUACGAAGGGCAAGUGGGUCUUCCGUACGACCAGGAGCCGGCGCCUUCCUCUUCGUCGCGCGAACCGAGGCGGCAUGAGGACGGUCGCCGAGACCGCGAGGGUUACUGGGCUGAGCGCCGAGACGAUCGGCGAGGUGACUACCGACGAGGCGAUGACCGGCGAGAGGACCGGCGAGGCGACGAGCGCUGGCAGGGUCGGCGCGACGAUGACCGCUCGUCGAGCAGGCGAGACCACCGCGACGACUACCCCCGAGACCGCGGAUACGAUCGUCGACCCGUCUCGUACCACGACGAAGACAGGGACCACCCUUCGAAGCGGCACAAGUCGGACAGGUCGCCUGCGCCUCGACGAGCGAGGUCGCGCGAUCCGAGUCGGUCGCCUAUAAGCGUGCACGACAGUCCUUCCGAGUCGGGGACGCCGCGCGACCCGUACGAGAAGAGCAUCCUAGAUCCUCGACAGCGCGAAGAGGUGCAGGAGAGGAUGAGGUCGGGCAAUGUGAGGAGGAACGAGGGAGCGAUGCGGAACGGUGUGAUGCAGGAUCCCCGAGACCGCUACGCCGACCGCUCUGCGCCGCCGCCACCUCCACAGCCGCAUCACCAGCACCAGCAGCAGCAUUUCCCGCUUCCCCCGCCGCCUUCGCAUCUCCCGCCUCCGCCUGCUUUCGUCCCGCAAGCGGGCUUCCCGCCGCCUCCCCCGCCUCCAGCUCUCCAUUCAUCUUUCAUCCGCCCGGAACCUAUCCACGCCCCUCCUCAUACCGCCGUUCCAGCCGGAUCGCGUCCCGCUUCUCAGCCUUCCGAGUCGAUCAACCCCUCUCCAGCCGUCGGCGCUCCCGCUCCUUCUUCGUCUCGCGACGCCGCUCCAACUCCCGUUUCUUCUCUCCAACCGACUUCGUUCGCUCUGCACGCCGAUCCCUUGCCGCUCACCAUGCGCUCGAACCGAAGUGCGGAAGAGCUCUGGGUGCGCGAGAUGAACGACGCCGAAGUCGACGAGCUCGUCGCUCGCGCGCGGGCCGAAUCGUCGUCCUCGUCUGCGACGAGAAUCGAGCGCAAGUACGUCGGGUGCUCGCAUAUCAGCGAGUACUCGCUGAAUGAGAAGCUGGGUGAGGGGACGUUUGGUGUGGUCUGGAAGGGUAUGAGGGGUGGGAACAAGGCGCCUGUGACCGCGACUGAGGCUGAGAAGGAGAAAGAGGAGGAGGAGAAGCUUGUCAAGGUUGGGUUGAGGGUGAGGAAGGGCAAUGUGGUCGCGCUCAAGCAGAUUAUCUUUCACAACGAGGGUGACGGCCUGCCGAUCACCUCGGUGCGCGAGAUUCGCAUCCUCAAGAUGCUCGACCACCCGAACGUCGUUCCAGUUGUCGACAUCGCCUACGAGCCCGCCGAUGCCCAGAACUUCUCGCUCGGCAAGACGUUCAUGGUCUUCCCCUACAUGGACCACGACCUGGCGGGCUUACUCGAGAACCCGCGCGUCAAGCUCGAGACGGAGCACAUCAAGCAGUACUCGAAGCAGCUGCUCGAAGGAACGGCUUACCUGCAUCGCAACCGCAUCCUGCAUCGCGACAUGAAGGCCGCCAACCUGCUGAUCAACAACAAGGGCCAGCUCAUGAUCGCCGACUUUGGUCUCGCACGCAGCAUCGAAGCAUUCGAGAAGAACGUCGAGUACACGAGCUGCGUCGUCACGCGCUGGUAUCGUCCGCCUGAGCUCUUGCUCGGCGAGAAGCGCUACCACACGCCCGUCGACAUGUGGGGAGUCGGCUGCAUCAUGGCCGAGAUGUGGCAUCGCUCGCCCAUCUUCCCCGGCAGCUCCGACAUGGACCAAGCCGUUCGGAUCUUUGCUUCGUGCGGACCGCCGACAGACGAGACGAUGCCAGGUUGGCGCAGCUUGCCGGGCGUCGAAGGACACGAGACCGUCACCUGGGCCAACAACGGUCGUUCUGUUCGAGCCGACUGGGCGGGCAAAGCGAACGACGACUUGUUCGGCGACCUGAUGGACCGCAUCCUCGUGCUCGACCCGAAGAAGCGUUUGACGGCCAACGAGGCGCUCGACCACGACUGGUUCUGGACCGAACCUUUCCCUUGCGAGCCGUCUCGCAUGCCGACCUACGAGGCGUCGCACGAGCUCGACCGGCGCAAGCGCGUGCAAGACCAGCACGCCGCGUUCGGCCAGCCCGUCCAGCAGAUGCAGCAGCCCAUGCACGCUCGUCCCGCCAUGCCCGGCUACGGCAAUCCUCCCCCUCAGCAGCCUUACCCAAACCAGCACGCUUCCGCGCCUUUCAACGGUCCGCCCCCUCCAGCCGCAUUCAACGGCCCGCCUGUCGCAGCCUACAACGCUCCCCCUCAGCCGAUGGCGAACCCGUACAAUGCUCCGGCGCAGCAGCCGUACGGCGGUGCAGGGAUGGGAGGAAUGGCAGGAGGAGGACCGCACCGCAGCUACGCCGCCGCAGGUCCGCCCGUCGCGACUGUCGGUGCUCGCCCGACGAACGGUGCGUAUGAGUCGACGAGGCCGUCGUGGCACUCGCAGCCGGCGCGGCCGUACGGAGCGCCUCCAGCAGCCGCAGCACCAGGUCGCGGUCCGGUAGUCAACCUGAAGCAGCGGUUCGCGAAGAAGCAUUGA